This is a messenger RNA of Mesoplodon densirostris (Blainville's beaked whale), 3710 nucleotides long. RefSeq names its product katanin regulatory subunit B1 (gene KATNB1). Gene Ontology annotation, molecular function: microtubule binding. Lineage: Eukaryota; Metazoa; Chordata; Mammalia; Artiodactyla; Ziphiidae. The coding region runs from base 382 to 2349 and encodes 655 amino acids. Gene Ontology annotation, cellular component: katanin complex. The record is from RefSeq and is a predicted model, not a curated record. Gene Ontology annotation, biological process: microtubule depolymerization; microtubule severing. The transcript is spliced from 20 exons.
GAGCCUCUGAGCCGGAGGUUUUGUUGUGAGGGUCGGUUGUCAAGCAGCGGCCAAUCAGGCCAGGGGAUGGAGGCAAGUGGGGGUCGCGCCUGGAGCGGAGCCUCGGCCUCCCGAGCCGCAGCUGCAGCCCAGUGUUGAGCUGAGAUGGCUCAAGCCUGACAUUCCAUGACCGAGGAUCCCAACAGUCACGCACGGGCUGCUGCUGUGGAUGAUUUAAAACCACGAGGUGGUCCGGGGCUGGAAGACGAAGCAUUCCCUCUGCCUGGAUGUGUGGAAACUCCCUGCCAACUUGAUUGGCGGAUCUGGGGGGGAUCCACCCCCACCCCACAAGGAAAGCACAGUCUACUGUGGGUGAAACUUCAGGUGCCAGCCAGCUGAAGGAUGGCCACCCCUGUGGUCACCAAGACGGCCUGGAAGUUACAGGAGAUCGUGGCCCAUGCCAGCAACGUGUCCUCGCUGGUGCUGGGCAAAGCCUCGGGCCGGCUGCUGGCCACAGGCGGGGAUGACUGCCGUGUCAACCUGUGGUCCAUCAACAAGCCCAACUGCAUCAUGAGCCUGACGGGUCACACGUCCCCAGUGGAGAGCGUACGUCUCAACACCCCCGAGGAGCUCAUUGUGGCCGGUUCCCAGUCGGGCUCCAUCCGCGUCUGGGACCUGGAAGCUGCCAAAAUCCUUCGCACACUUAUGGGACACAAAGCCAACAUCUGCAGCCUGGAUUUCCACCCGUAUGGCGAGUUUGUGGCCUCGGGUUCCCAGGACACGAACAUCAAGCUCUGGGACAUCAGGAGGAAAGGCUGUGUCUUCCGAUACAGGGGGCACAGCCAGGCCGUGCGGUGUCUCCGGUUCAGCCCCGACGGGAAGUGGCUGGCGUCGGCCGCAGAUGACCACACGGUGAAGCUCUGGGAUCUGACUGCUGGCAAGAUGAUGUCCGAGUUCCCUGGCCACACGGGGCCUGUCAACGUGGUGGAGUUCCACCCCAAUGAGUACCUCCUGGCUUCUGGCAGCUCUGACAGGACCAUCCGUUUCUGGGAUCUGGAGAAAUUCCAGGUGGUGAGCUGUAUCGAAGGGGAGCCAGGGCCUGUCAGGAGCGUCCUCUUCAACCCCGAUGGCUGCUGCCUGUAUAGUGGCUGCCAGGACUCACUGCGCGUCUACGGCUGGGAGCCCGAGCGCUGCUUUGAUGUGGUCCUUGUCAACUGGGGCAAGGUGGCCGACCUGGCCAUCUGCAAUGACCAGCUGAUAGGCGUGGCCUUCUCCCAGAGCAGCGUCUCCUCUUACGUGGUGGACCUGACGCGGGUCACCAGGACGGGCACGGUAGCCCCGGACCCCAUGCAGGACAGCCAGCCCCCGGCGCAGCAGCCGCCAAACCCCAGCGCCCCGCUUCGGCGCAUCUACGAGCGGCCCAGCGCCACUGGCAGUGAGCCUCAGAGGGUGAAGCAGAACUCAGAGAGCGAGCGCCGCAGCCCCAGCAGCGAGGAUGACCGGGAUGAGCGGGAGUCUCGGGCGGAGAUCCAGAACGCUGAGGACUACAACGAGAUCUUCCAGCCCAAGAACAGCAUCAGUCGGACGCCACCCCGAAGAAGUGAGCCCUUCCCAGCACCCCCGGAGGAUGACAUGGCCACAGCCAAGGAGGUAGCAAAGCCCAGCCCAGCCAUGGACGUGCAGUUCCUGGUGCCAAAACCCGAGGUCCUGUCCCGGCCCCCGGUCAUCACUUCCACCCCUGCACCCAAGGCUGAGUCUGCCAUCAUCCCUGCCACCCGGAACGAGCCCAUCGGACUGAAGGCCUCCGACUUCCUGCCUGCUGUGAAGAUCCCCCAGCAGGCAGAGCUGGUCGACGAGGAUGCCAUGUCACAGAUCCGCAAGGGCCAUGACACCAUGUGUGUUGUGCUCACCAGCCGCCACAAGAACCUGGACACCGUGCGGGCCGUGUGGACCACGGGUGACAUCAAGACGUCGGUGGACUCGGCCGUGGCCAUCAAUGACCUGUCCGUGGUCGUGGACCUCCUUAACAUUGUCAACCAGAAAGCCUCCCUGUGGAAGCUGGACCUGUGCACCACCGUCCUGCCACAGAUCGAGAAGCUUCUGCAGAGCAAGUAUGAGAGCUAUGUCCAGACGGGCUGCACCUCUCUGAAGCUGAUCCUGCAGCGGUUCCUGCCCCUUAUCACAGACAUGCUGGCGGCCCCGCCCACCGUGGGUGUGGACAUCAGCCGGGAGGAGAGGCUGCACAAGUGCCGGGUCUGCUACAAGCAGCUUAGGAGCAUCAGUGGCCUCGUCAAGAGCAAGUCGGGCUUGAGCGGCCGCCACGGCAGUGCCUUCCGCGAACUGCACCUGCUCAUGGCCACUUUGGACUGAGGAGCCCAGAGGGUGUUGUUGGCACCCUGAGGCCUGGCCUCGGCCCCCCCACUCCUGUUCCCUGUGCGCCCACCAGCCCAUGAGCCUCUGCCCGGCCCCCACUGCUGCCCUGCAGCCAUCCUAGAGGCGGUGGCGCUGGCCCACUGGCCACCUCCACAGCCCUAAACUGACAACUUCUCUCCAGAAACAGCUGCCCAGCUUUGUCCGACUCCUGGUUCCUGGGGCAGCGAACCGAGCCCUGGGGCUGCUGCUGUAAUUUAUAAGGUGAAUUUUAUUAAAUUUGUAACUAUUCCCUGCUUUCCUUGCUGGGAGGUGCAGCCUCUGGCCACAAGGCUCUCCUGGGCCCCAUAUUGCCUGCCUGGCUCUUCAGAGAUGAGACCCCCUCCUUCUCCAAGACCCAGAGGCGGUGCACCAGGCAGCGUGGCCAGCAGGGGGCAGCAGAGCGAUGGGCCGGCGGGAAGGGGUAAGUUCAGACUUGCUCUGGGGAGAAGAGGGACCCAGCAACUCCCCCUUUCACGGCUAGGAGAAACAGGUGAGGAGUGGGCUCAUCAGCUCAUCCCCCCUGUCUCAGCCACACUCCCAGCUGUCCUGUGGAUGCCUCCAAGGCCAGCAGGUGUACACUGCAGGGGGCCAGGACCCCAGCCUUGCAUGCAUGGCCACCACUAGGCUAACCCAGGGCCCACCACCUUCCCCCAUCCCCCCAGGAGGCCUCCAGGGACAGGACCGGAAGGGCAGCUGCCCCAUCCUCCAAACACCUUUCGCUCCCUGCAGGAGCCCCCAGUGCUGGCUGGCCGGAACAGUUCCCCUGACCCAGUGGUCAUCCCUUAUGCUCCUGAGGCGGGUUCCGCCCCAGUUUGGUGGGAGGGCCUCACUGAGCCCUGCCCAUGUUUCCCCAAGGCUGGGACCGGGUGCAGGCCAGCACAACCUGCACCCCCGUGGUGGGGAGCAGCAGGGGUGGCACUGCCCUGGUGGGUGGGGUGCUGUCGGCAGAGGGGUGUGGCACUCACCUGUGGCCAGUUCACUUAAGGGGGCAAGACCAGGGCAGAGGGCAGGCGGUGGAGUGGGGCCCACUCCGGCUGGGUUUUGGGCAAGCCUUUGGAGAGCUUGAGUUUCCCAUCUGUAAGAUGGAGGUGACAGGACUGUUGUAUGGGUCAGUCAUGAUAAGGAUGGGGGCGGGGGGAGGUGGCCCCUCCUAGUCAGGAAUGUUCAGAAAAACAUGAUCCUGACUUGGUGCCUGGCCAGCAGUGGGGAGCCAAUGGCACGUGCCAGUGCCCUGCUUGCCCCCUUGUGACCUCACCAGGGGUUCACGAGACCAACUCUUCCAGACAAUGCUUGUGUAAAAAGGUUAUUUUAAUAAGUAA